AAACCUGGCACUAGUAACCAACCUGACACUUUUUGGUAUGAGGUUCAAAGCAAGCUGAGGCGAUAACGGAGGGCGACGUAAAAACCCUGCGCACUGAUUGGCCAGAGAAAGUCGUCAUUGCGUCACGACGUCAUUAUUGAACGACAUGGGGCAUCCUGCACGAAUACUAUCAAUGGCAGAACCCCGCCAUUUUUUAACAAAAAAGCUACUAUAGUGGCCGCAAUUUUUUUAAUUUAUGCUGUGGUUAAUUUGAAUAGAUGGCACCCUUCAAAACCACGCGGUGGUUAAUUGAGGAGGUGCAGACGUUCCUCUGUUUGGUGGCCGACGAAAGGAUACAGCGACUGCUGGAUGGGGCAACUCGGAAGGAGAAGGUCUACCAGGAAGUGUCUGAAUUGUUGGCCGCACACGGAUACCAAAGGACAUUCCAACAGUGCAGGGAAAAGUUAAAAAAACUUAAAAGUGACUAUAGGUCUAUCAAGGACCAGAACAGCGGGAGUGGUUCGCACAGAAAGAGUUGGAAGUGGUUCGACCAGAUGGACGCAAUAUAUGGCCAUAAACCUACGAGCAAUGGAACUGGGAAGGAAGACGAUUUGUCCACAGAUUUGUUGGAGUCACUGAAGGAUGAAGAGGCUUCGAUAAGCGAAGAGAACUCCGAUGACGCCCCGUUGGCACCUGUAGCAGUGGCAUCCCCGGCACCGGCCUCACCUGCACCGGCAACAUCCACCGCCAACAUGACAUCGCAGCGUGUAUUCACAGGCAGGAGGAAACGACAUCGGGAAGAUGAACAUCUGACUGUCUUGAGGGAGAUGUUGGCGGCCGAUGUGGAGCAGCAGGAACUAAACCGGGCACAGCAGGAGCGGAAUUUACAGAUGGCACUCGAUGAUGCGGUGCAAGCAAGGGAGCUGGAAGCAGCCUUGAGGAGGGAGGAGAAUGCUGAAACUGCAGCCUUUAAUCAAGCUUUCCUUGGUACACUGGGCCAGCUAGUGCAGGCAUUGAGUGGCCGGCGUGACCCAGUUCCUCCACCCCUGGACUAGACCCCUGACCCUGGACUCGACCCCUUAUGCCUUAGGUAUAUAGUUUGUACUUUUGUAUAUAUAUUUCUGUUUUAUUUGCACAUUUGUUUUCAGUAAACUGUUCUACA
This is a messenger RNA of Osmerus eperlanus (European smelt), 1141 nucleotides long. RefSeq lists its product as uncharacterized. The coding region runs from base 258 to 1034 and encodes 258 amino acids. The transcript has 3 exons. Lineage: Eukaryota; Metazoa; Chordata; Actinopteri; Osmeriformes; Osmeridae. The record is from RefSeq and is a predicted model, not a curated record.